UCUUUCAACUUUCCUCUUUACUGUCUCUGUCUCUCCAGAAAUGUCUUUAACUGAAGCAGCUCCUCUCCUCUCGCUCCUUCUCAUUACACUCCUCUCCACCGUCACUUCCCAUUACUCCUCCUCUUCUUCCACACCUCCGCCGUCGCAGUCCUCCCUCUGGCAUCCUGCACGCGCCACUUACUACGCAGCUUCGGAUCCUCAGGGCGCCGUGAGUGGUGCCUGCGGGUAUGGGGACCUCGUCAAGGCUGGUUACGGCAUGGCCACUGCAGGUUUAAGCGAGGCUUUAUUUCAGCGUGGACAGAUCUGCGGCGCGUGCUUCGAGUUGAGAUGCGUUGAUGACCUGCGGUGGUGCAUACCCGGGACCUCUAUCAUUGUCACCGCCACCAAUUUCUGUGCUCCCAACUACGGGUUCUCGGCGGAGGGCGGUGGCCGUUGUAAUCCCCCCAACAAACACUUUGUGCUUCCCAUUGAAUCUUUUGAAAAGAUAGCCAUUUGGAAAGCUGGCAACAUGCCUGUUCAGUACCGAAGGGUCAAGUGCAGGAAGGAAGGAGGCGUUCGAUUUACGGUAGAUGGUUCGGGCAUCUUCGUGUCGGUGCUCAUAAGCAACGUAGCAGGUGCGGGGGACAUAGUGGCAGUAAAGAUAAAGGGCUCGAGAACGGGGUGGUUGCAGAUGGGUCGGAAUUGGGGACAGAACUGGCAUAUCAAUUCCGAUCUCAGGAAUCAACCACUCUCGUUUGAGGUCACCAGUAGUGACGGCCUUACACUUACGUCCUACAAUGUUGCUCCCAAGAAUUGGAACUUCGGCCAAACCUUCGAAGGAAAACAAUUAGAGUCCUAAAGAUUAAGCACCCAAUGUAGUGCAAUGUUUCUUCUUCUUCUUCUUCUUCUUCUUCUUCUUAUUAUUAUUAUAUAUAUACACAACACUGUUCUCUGCUCUUCUUUUCUUUCUGUUAUCUGUUGCUUUGCACUGAAUGGAAAUGGAGGUUCAAGUGAUGAGGUUUGUCAUUGUGUGUUACGACUUAAACUAGCAGGAGAGAUCAAUUUUUCCAUU
Hibiscus syriacus is the source of this 1051-nucleotide messenger RNA. RefSeq names its product expansin-A13-like. NCBI's taxonomy places the organism in Eukaryota, Viridiplantae, Streptophyta, Magnoliopsida, Malvales, Malvaceae. The coding region runs from base 41 to 838 and encodes 265 amino acids. The record is from RefSeq and is a predicted model, not a curated record. Gene Ontology annotation, cellular component: extracellular region. Gene Ontology annotation, biological process: plant-type cell wall organization. The transcript has 2 exons.